Bolinopsis microptera is the source of this 819-nucleotide messenger RNA. RefSeq lists its product as uncharacterized. The transcript is spliced from 3 exons. Lineage: Eukaryota; Metazoa; Ctenophora; Tentaculata; Lobata; Bolinopsidae. The coding region runs from base 58 to 486 and encodes 142 amino acids. The record is from RefSeq and is a predicted model, not a curated record.
CACGCAGCUCUGAUAAGCGGACCUAAACACGUUAAAACGACGGGUGGAUACUUCCACAUGGCCAACGUCUUCUUCAGAAAAGGUCAAACAGAAACGGCUCACAACAUCUACUCAGAAGUUGUCAACAUUUGGAGUGAAAUGUUAAAAAGUGUGGUAAAGUUGGAAGAACCUCAGCCUGAGUCUACUCUGACGAGUUUUGUAGAGAAAUCGGCUGAAGAGGGUGAAAUGUUAGAUGAGGCUCAAGAAGCUGAAGCAAUACAGAUGCUACACGCGAUAUACGAUUUACAGCAAAGCAACUCAAACUAUGGGGCAGCAAACAUGGUCAUGCUUUUACACACGCUCGCCCUUCUUCAUACUCAUCUGAUGGGAUACCCAAAGGCUCAAGAGUUUGCUCAAGACGCUCUCACUUGUGCCAAAGAGAAUGAGCUGGUCAUAGACGUGUCAGAAGUGGAGAACCUCAACAGUUUCAUCUCUGCAAAAGCAUAAAUAUCAAGGAACUGAAGAUUUCAUUUUAUAUCCUCGAUCAGAUUCAUUAUAAUCAUGCCAUCGAAGCAAAAGCUCAAAAAAAGUUCAGCCUAAACGAGCGUUCUUUGAUUGAGAACGGCUAAAAAUUUUUAGAUGAGCGAGGUUUUAUUUUGGAUUUAUUGUAAAAAUGUUCCUUUUUUAUGGUAAUAUUGAGUGGUGUCUAGAAGAAGCCUGAUAAAUAUUCCAAUACGAGAACUUCGUCAAUCAAAGUUCAUUGUGAUACGAUUUUUAGACCAACUUGUAAAUACAUGAUGUAAAUUGUAAAUUAUUUUUCAUUACGUAGAAUUUAGGAAA